CCCUUGGCUCCGUCCGCGGGGUACGCGCGCGGUGGCGGCGGCGGCGCGUGGCAGGUCCACCUAGCGCGAGGCGGUGGUGGCGGCCCGAGCUCUGCUGAGCCUCGUCCGCCCGGGGCCCGCCCGGCCCGACCCCGGCCCCGGCCCGCCCCGGUCCGGCCCGCCGCCCCCGAGGGAGCGGUGCUGCCGGCCGAGAGCGCAGGCCUGGCCAUGACCGACUUCAAAUUGGGCAUCGUGCGGCUCGGCCGGGUGGCCGGGAAGACCAAGUACACGCUGAUAGAUGAGCAGGACAUCCCGUUGGUGGAGAGCUACUCCUUCGAGGCUCGAAUGGAAGUAGAUGCAGAUGGAAAUGGUGCUAAGAUAUUUGCAUAUGCCUUCGACAAAAACCGAGGCCGGGGAUCAGGCAGGCUCCUCCAUGAGCUGCUGUGUGUUGCCUGCCUAAGCAGAAAUACCUGCGAGACAUGGAGGUGGCACUCUAGGGAGUUGUCUUUUUCUAGGGAGCGUCACAGGGGUGGCGUGGCUCCCGGCUUUCAGGUGGUACAUCUUAAUGCUGUGACUGUGGACAAUCGCCUGGACAACCUGCAGCUGGUGCCAUGGGGCUGGCGACCUAAAGCUGAGGAGACCUCCAGCAAACAGAGGGAGCAGAGCUUGUACUGGCUUGCGAUUCAGCAGCUUCCCACAGACCCCAUAGAAGAGCAGUUUCCAGUCUUGAACGUAACUCGGUACUACAAUGCCAACGGGGAUGUGGUAGAAGAGGAGGAGAAUUCCUGCACCUACUAUGAAUGCCACUACCCACCCUGCACAGCCAUCGAGAAGCAGGUGCCGCAGAGCCCAACACACCUACCCUGCCACCCACCUGCAGUCUGGGCUCCACCCCAGCAGACCCUGGGUGCCUCCAUUGUUCUUCCUCAGGGUGGCUGUCCCUUUGGUGUUGUGCCUGCCCAGCUCCGGGAGUUUAAUAUCUGCGGGCGCUGCCAGGUGGCCCGGUACUGUGGCUCCCAGUGCCAGCAGAAGGACUGGCCUGCCCACAAGAAGCACUGUCGGGAAAGGAAACGUCCCUUCCAGCACGAGCUUGAGCCAGAACGAUGACGGGCAAUGGAGCUGCCAUGCUGCACGUUCAUGGCUUUUGGACACGGCGGAGACUGCGGUUGAAUCUGGAGGUGCUGAGGAAGCCAGUGUCUGGUCCAGGACUGCCACCGUGAAACUCCCUAUGGCACAUGCAGUCUGUGGGGACAGUGCCCCUCCAGUGUUAAUCUCCAGCAGAGACAAGGGGAGGUUCCCCAGGACGUUUCUCAUUAUUUAUAUGUUAAUAUGUUUGUAAACUCAUGUACAGUUUUUUUUGGGGGGAGGGAAACAAGGGGAUGGUUAGAAACACAAAUAGAAUAAUUUGCUGUAAUCCUCAAAUGGCAAAUAGUCGGCCACAUGUCUAGAAACUGUCAUGUAGCCGAGUUUCUGCCUGCACAGGUUAUGUGUGAAAAGGCAGAGUAAAGGGUGAAACCAUC
This is a messenger RNA of Cavia porcellus (domestic guinea pig), 1499 nucleotides long. It is a transcript of the gene Zmynd19, whose product is annotated as zinc finger MYND-type containing 19. The record is from RefSeq and is a predicted model, not a curated record. The transcript is spliced from 6 exons. Gene Ontology annotation, cellular component: membrane; cytoplasm; synapse. Bases 208 to 1086 code for a protein of 292 amino acids. NCBI's taxonomy places the organism in Eukaryota, Metazoa, Chordata, Mammalia, Rodentia, Caviidae.